Closterium sp. NIES-67 is the source of this 3099-nucleotide messenger RNA. Lineage: Eukaryota; Viridiplantae; Streptophyta; Zygnematophyceae; Desmidiales; Closteriaceae. The record is from the annotation of a GenBank genome assembly.
AGGAGCAGCAAAAAUAUUUCAUUCACGCGCGCACUUCAUUGGCUUCGUGCCGCUUGUCGUUUUGUGCGCCGUGUUCAGCCAUUCUUGAGGAGUCUUGGUUGUCGAGUCGACUCUUCGAGCGUGGACUUGCUUAGCGAACUAAGUCGAACUAAGUCUUAGCGCUUUCCUUCUCCGGCUUGGUCCUAUUCCUUCAGCUAUUCCGCCAGCUCUAGAUAUUCCACCACCGCUAUGUCGGGAUUCAGCACUAAGGGCCGGCCGAUAGUGCCGGCGUUCGGUCUAUGGCGGACAGCCGGCAGCGAGGGCCCUACAGACGCGUCCUCAAUCUCCCAGGUGUUUCGCGAGGCGGGCCAGAAGGCACUGCAGGCGAAGCAGCAGCAGCAGCAGCUGGCGCUGGAAUCACAUGAGGAAAGCGUGAGCACUGGUAUCAACGGAACCACCCCCUCCUCCUCCUCCUCUUCGUCCUCUGCUGCUACCCACCCUUCCUCUGCUGCUACCCACCCUUCCUCUGCUGCUACCCACCCUUCCUCUGAUUCCCAUUUCUCCUCUGCCUCCCACCCCGCCAUAGCAUCCCACCCUUCCGCUGCGCCUUAUCCGUCCGCAGCAGCCAACUCGUUCGUUCUGUCAGUACCCCUCCAAGCAGGGUCUAAGACCGGCACCCACUCGCCGACUUCUCAGGUCCAUCCCUCCGAUUCAAGCCCGAGCCUUUCGCCUCGCCAGACUCUUGCAUCGACUCACCCGCAUCUCGAAGCACCUAAGACCUCGGCGUUCGAGCCGGCGCGCUCUCCGCAGCGCUCGUCGUAUUCUCCGGCCUUUUCGAUUAAAACGGCAGUCGCGUCGGUUGUGGGAAAGGUUAAUCUCAUCAGCCUGAGCGACAGCUACGCUACCAGCGACGCGUCGACGAUAUCGGCCGUGUUUCGCGACAAGAAAAAGAAGACGCUGCAGGAGAAGCAGCAGCAGAAAGGGCUCCUCCUCUUCCCCACUCGCGAAGACCCUUCCUCUCACGAUUCUUCAGGUGGUUCGUCAGGUGCUUUUGCCAGUGGAACCGAGCCAUCGGCCCAGCGGGCCGUACCGGAUGCCGAGUCGCUCUCCCUUAUCAGUCUCAGCGACAGCUACGCUGCAGGCGACGCGUCGACGAUAUCGGCCGUGUUUCGCGACAAGAAGAAUAAAAUCUUACAGGAGAAGCAGCAGCAAAAGUGUUCCGCCCUCUCCCCUGCGCGGGACGACCCAACUGUCGCCGCUCCUGCCAGUCCUGCUGCUGCUGCUGCUGCUGCUGCUUCGCCGGCUGCUCAAGCUUCUCCCAAGCGGUCGCCCAUUGAGUGGACCCACAGGUCCCCACAGCGAAACCCAUGGUCGGGAAACUGCAACGCCGUGCACCCGGAAACUCCGGCGGAAGGUCCUACGUGGCGUCCUCAUCAGCUCCACGGCGGUCCGUCUGACGUGGACUCGGACGCGUCGAUCAUAUCCCUGGUUUUCCGGGACAUGCGGCACAAGGCGCGGCAAGAGCAGGAAUUGAAGGCCGAAGCUGACGCGCGGGUGCAAGCGAGCUCAGGAGCACAAGGGUUAAAAGCAGCAGAAUUAGUAGGAGCAGAAGCCGAAGGGCUAGUUGCGGAGGGGGUAGGGCCGGCGGCAGAAAAUGCAGGUAUGGCGUCCCCCGCGUUUCCCGCCUCGCCUGUACACGCGCUCGCGAGUCCCAACCGUCCCGACCGCUUAUCCCCCUCUCGCGAAUCCUUCCAGCCGGCCGUCGACUUCUGGCCGUCUAGCUCGCUGGCCGCGGCAGCAGGGCCGGCGGGGGAGAACGUGUCGCUGGUUUUCUGGUCGAAACAGCAGGACGGGCGCGCAGGGGAGGACGCGGCGACGGCGAAAUUCGGGGAGAGAAUCCGCACGUUCACUGGUGACGGUGGGAAUGCUGCGGGAUGUGCGACAGAUGGAGCAGGGGCAGAGCGGGGAGGAGGCGGCAGGCUGGAGGAGACGCCUCAUGACGCGUCGCAGCCGUAUGAGUUGACGGCCUAUGAGGGGUAUCAAACGGCAGGGGUAGGAGGGGAGGUGGUUGAUGAGGACGUGCUGCACGCGUGUCUGGACCCCGCGUACGCUGACCCGCGGCGGCGCUACAUGUCCAACCCCACGUGCUCACUGGACGAGGCGUUCGACGCCAUCCUGCAGAACGUGCCGGACAGCGGGCCUCUGGCGGGUGACGAGAGAGACGCAGCACAGGCAAGCCCAGGAGCAGCAGCGCAGCAGCAGUGGGAAGACAACCAAUCUCUUGAUCAGGUCCAGCACCAAGACAUGUUGUCCCCGCAGCAGUCGCCACGGCAACAGCAGCAGCAGCAGCUGAAGCCUCAGUCGCCGCAGCAGGCUCGGCCAAAGUCAGAGCAGGGCAGCAGGGCCGGGCGAGACGAGUACGACAACGAGGUAUGGGGCGGGGCACAGCAGCACCACCACCAGCGCCAGCCCCACCAGCAUCACCAGCAGCAGCAGCAGCAGGGGGGGGGUCAGGUGGGGCUACGGGGCUUGAAAGCGCGCAGCAGGGCGUUUGUGAGCAAGGUGAUGACGAAGCUCAAUGGCCGCAUGGGCAUGGGCGUCAGCGGCAGCAGCCCACAGUCGGUGAGCAUCUUGAACCACCUGGGCCCGGUGAGGAGCGCGGAUGUGGGAACCGUAGCAGUGGCGCGCAGCACGGAGGCCGCGUUUCUUCCGUCUAGGAGCGUGCGGAGUGAGUCGGAGCCCUGGGCGCAGCAGCAGCAGCAGAAGCAGCUACAGAAGCAGCAGCAGCAGCAGCAGCAGCAGGGGCCGCCACUGCUGCAGCUGCCUGGUAGGAAAGGUGUUGUGUCAUCGGCGUCGUUAUCACCAUCACUAUCACCAUCAUUGUCACCCUCCUUAUUAUCACCAUCAUCAUCAUCACAGCAGCAGCAGCAGCAGCAGCAAAAGCUUCUCACCUUUCCGACAGUAUGAGCUUUUGCUUGGUGGUUCGCUUGGCAUGGUACCCUCGUUAGCAGGGCUGAUUUUAUCAGACUACUUACUCUGAUUAGUCUGAAAUCUCAGACCGGUUUUUUUGCCAAACCUGAAUUUCCAGAUACGGCAUUUUCUCAAUCCUGAUCGAUUCAG